This is a messenger RNA of Aspergillus tanneri, 3435 nucleotides long. RefSeq lists its product as uncharacterized. Bases 1 to 3435 code for a protein of 1144 amino acids. The record is from RefSeq and is a predicted model, not a curated record. NCBI's taxonomy places the organism in Eukaryota, Fungi, Ascomycota, Eurotiomycetes, Eurotiales, Aspergillaceae. The transcript has 6 exons.
AUGACGCAAGCUGAAACUGCUCAAGCAAGAGCAAAGAGGGUUCCGAUGAACGAUUCAUCCCGUGCCUUGAUAGACCGAUCGAUUAAAAGCCGUGAAGAAAAUGCUUGGCUCAAAAGCCUCGACCUCUGCGAUGACGAGCUCAGUGAUAUGCGCAAUAUUCAGAAUACCUAUAAAGUUCAGUUGGAUGACUUCCCCGACGUAGGAUAUGGGUUCCGGAUCUGGUUACUCUGGGACUAUGAUCGGAUUUGGGGCAUUUUUGAUCUUGGAUAUACAAAGGGGUUGUUCCUGAUUGAUCCAGGCCCAAGGAUGUCAGAGUGUGACGACGAUGGUCAGGUAUUACCAUUCGUUUGGCGUGGAAUUCGCAAAGCGGCGCCGGACUACCUUCUGUGUAACGAGGAUAUCAUGAAGGGGGAGAUCCGCAUAAACCCAAGGGAGUCUACACUGGAGGGCUUUUUCCAGUUUAUGGCGGGUAAUGGCAACGCCAGUAGCGCUGGCAGAUGUGCUUUCCACGGUAAACGCCAUUUUGGCCCAGCAGUGGUUCCCUAUUGCUUGGAAGACGUUGUGGAAGAAUGGAACGGUUAUUCGCCCUUAGCAAGAGAGGAGAGCGUGCGUCAGAAACUGUCUCCGUCGGAUUUAGUAGCUGAUCUUCACAGAGGAGAUGGAGAAACUAGUGUCAAAGAAGGCAUACAAUCCACUCUGGAGGAGAUUAAGGCAACAGGAACUUUUAUGACAAGUGGUAAUCAUGACACCGCAAUCAUUCCCGGCCUUCACAUUUCAAAUGUGGGGAGCAUUCGGCUUCCUAUAUCAGCCGAAGACGCAAGGGAAAUGAUUCAGUCUUGCCAUAUGAGCCCCUAUGGAAAGGGAACCGAAACUUUGGUAAAUGAAUCAGUGCGGAAAAGUUGGCAACUUGACGCCAAUCAAUUUUCUCUCCAGAAUCCCAAAUGGCACACUCUGGUUCGCGUGUCCGUGGACAAGGCUGUCACUGGUCUUGGCCUUCAGGCAAAUCCCCUAGAGGGCGCAUUUUUCUUGCCACAUCAAGAUUCUGAAAAGGUCGACGGAAUGUUCGGUACGCUCGUUAUAUCCCUCCCGUCGAAACAUGAAGGAGGGGAUGUGAUUGCUUCUCAUAAGGACGAACGUCUCACGUUUGAAACGGCGCCAAACUCCGAAUUUGGUUUUUCAUGGGCUGCUUGGUAUGCUGAUGUCACGCAUGAGGUAAAGCCUGUUACAUCCGGAUAUAGGAUUGUCCUGGUUUACAACUUGAUCCAUCGCCCGUCAGCUGCGCUCCUACAAUUUCGCGGUAACAAAACAGAAAGACUUACUCAUCUGCUUAAAUCUUGGGCCCGUGCCGCUGAAGAACCCGGCCAAUAUCUAGAUGGUUGGGAUGAUGAUUUCAACAGCGCCUGCCCACCAGCGCUCGUCUAUAUACUCGAACAUCAGUAUACCCAGGCGGAGCUCAAUUUUGCUCGACUAAAAGGUGUUGAUCAGCCUCGUUUUGCAGAACUACAGAAUGCAUGUGAAAGGACUGGGUUCGAUAUCUUCCUGGCCAACAUUGAGAAAAUGAAGACGGGUGGAGUUAAUGAGGAUGGGUACUACGGUGGCUACUAUGGCCAUGGAUGUUAUCAUAGCGAUGGCCCUCACAGCAUUGUAGACCUAGUUGAAUCUACCCUUGAGUUGUCACAUGUGGUGAAUGCAAAAGGCGAUAUUGUCGGAAAAGACAUAUCCUUCCCGGAAAACAUGCUAAUUCCAGAGGAUGUUUUCGACCGCGACCCGGAUGACGAAGAUUUUGAAGGUUUUACAGGAAAUGAGGGUGCUUCAGCGACUCACUUUUAUCGAGAGACUGGUGCAUUAAUCAUGCCAAAGAGAUUUCACUUCUUGUUUGUACUUGAGAAGUUGAAACAUGGCCAGGGUAAUGCUGAGCAAUUUCUGGAAGAUAGUCGUCGUGUUGUAAGAGAACAACCAAAUGACAAAGGGGCCAGGCAAAGACUAUUACAAAUCUGCAGAAUGCUUACUUUGGAGGGACGUUUAUAUGUAGCGACAGAAUGCGCCGACUCGGUUAUGCAGAUUGCUUUUGAACUCGCUGACAUGGAAUUGUUUGGCCGGAGUAUGGUGUUACUUGGUGGUGAAUUUUCGUCCUCUCAGAUCACUCAAAUCGCCAAGACUAUUUUUCAAAUUGGCCUUCACGUUAUUCGCCCGUCCCUGAACAAAGUAUUCGCGAGGAAAGGACAUUAUAGCUACAACAAUGAAUCGUUUUUUCGACGAAUGAAUUUAUUAUCCCAAUUAGCCAAAGAAUAUCAUUUGCUUUGCGAGGAACAGAGCCAGAAGCCGUCAGCUGAGGUAAUAGAGUGGCAGGACAACACUUUUAAUAAUAUACUCUCUACUGAACUUAGAGGAUCGGAAUCAGAUGGGCAUGAUCUGGCAAAAGCACUGAGUAACUACCCUGUAAUGGGGUCGUUCUCAAGAACCGCGGCCUUCCUGGAGACCAAUUUGUCGAAUACUGCUUUCGUUCUGUCAUUUAUUACAGCAGCACAUGACUACUCACUUACGGGGAACCUCGAUAAGAGUGAGGUAGGUGCAGUGCUUGAAAGGCUACUCCCAAUAAUUGUUCAGUCUUUCAAGAUUGAGAAUACAACAAGUUUACGUCCCGCUGAAACACCGUUUGCCUUGAGCUCUUAUUGCGCUUACCCGAAGACCACUUCCCGGAUUUCUUCAAAUACAGUUAUCAAGUUAAUUCAGCUAGCCGAUGCCACCAACGCGAACGUAACGGGAGUAAUGGACACCCUUGUUGAGUAUGCGGCAAAUGUCAAGGGAAGCGAAAUAGAGAGUACUUUCCAUAAAUUCCUAUUUCCGGUGGCGAAUGGCAUUUCCAAACACAUAGGAACAACAAAGCGUCCCUUUACCACCAGUGAACAGCGUUUUAUAACGGUUUUGUUGACAUCAUAUGUGACUGACUACGUCAAAAAUGCCCCAUCACCACCACCAGACUGGAAAGUCAGGACUACUAUCCACUGUAGUUGCGCUGACUGUGACUCUCUGCGCACAUUUAUCAAUGACCUACAUGCGAAGACCAAGGAUUUUCCGAUGGCAGAAAAGCGCAGGAAGCACUUGGACCAACAAAUCGAUAAGUCUUAUUUCACCACAAGCACAAUCAAACUGCGCUCACCGUACAUACUCCGAGUUGAAAAAACGAAAGCUAGACUUGUUUCCAACUUUAUAGGGUGGAUCAAACGAGCACAAGCUGCGCAAUCUGAGCUGAAGCGGUUAUCCGAAACGGCCCCAUUGAAAGAGAUUCUUGGAGAUAAUUACAACUCUAUCGUUGAGCACAAAAAUCUGCAAAUUCCCAAUAAUGUAUCACCCUCACUAGGUGAACUUACUAACCAGAAUGUUCGAAACACGGUUCAAAGCACCGUAUCGCGGAAGCGUCCUUUCGGGUACUGA